ACAAAACUUACUUCCUGUCGCACAAUACUUAGGUUUCACUUCCUGUCGAAAAUCCCUUUUUCUACUUAAAACUCUUCUCUUAAAUGUCCUGGUCGGUGAACCUUCAGUCGACCUCCGUCUUGCGCUCUUAGCCGUUGUCGUCCCGCUUCGCAGCAACAUGCAGUUCCUCCCCAAUUGUCCCUCAUGCAACGACAGUUACUGCAUCCAAGGUUCCUCCGUGAAUGCCCAUCGUCCAAAGUUGCUUUGCUGUGGCCAUACAUUUUGUGAAUCCUGUAUAAACAAGUUGACGGUCAAGAAUAAACUCAAGUGUCCAAAGUGUAAGCAAAGCACAAAUUUUACGAAAAACAAAGGAAGUGUGAAAGCCCUGCCACAGGAUAUUUAUGUGUCUGGUUUGUUGGCCCUCAAUCAGCAGACUCUGUUCCAACGGGAGUUUCACAAUCCGAUCUCUUACUCUCGUGAAAAGGCCCCUGUUGUGGAGAAAAACAAAACCGUUUUCUGUUUUGAAUGUCAUCAGGUGUCCGCUGACAUUGAAUGCCUCCAGUGUGACGUAGCGAUGUGCAAUCAGUGUUUCAAAAAGGUCCACACCAAUUCUGUUGCUCUCAAAAUGCAUCAGUCUGUCCCACUAGGUUCAGAGACGGCUGCAAUCAACCAAGAAGUCGACAAGUGCCUUGUUCAUAAGAAUCGGAUCCUUGAGUAUUACUGCCAAGAUGACGAAGUGAACAUUUGCUCUCGAUGUGUGAUAAUUGGCAAACACAAGGGACAUAACAUUAUUGCUAUUGAGAAACACAAUGAGAAUUUGUUGGACAGUUUGAAAGAAUCUUUACCUACAGCAAGUAUCGUGAUAAACAAAAUGAAAUCAUCGUUAAAGGAAUUAUCUACAUUGGCAUCAAAGGAUAAAGAACACCUUGUGACAGUCAGCAUAGCAAUCCAUGAAUAUUUCCAUUUCUUACAUGCAAAGCUACAAACGAGAGAAAUGCAGUUAAUUGAAGAAGCAAUGAAAACAUUUGAGGAGACUAAGUUACAAUCUGAGGAUUUCAAAAAACAAUUGACUGAAGAUUUGAAGAAUUUGGAAACUGAUUUUAACUCUGCUGUUGAGAUGUUAAACAACACUGAAGAAAUUCAUGGCAAUAUCUUGAAAGUUAUAAACACCAUCAAAAAAGCAGAAAAUAUUCCAUGUUAUCUGAAAUUGCCUGAAAGUAACGAAGCACCAUUCCGAUUUCUUCCAAGUGAAGACAUUGUUAAACAUAUUGGAAGACUGGGACGCAUUGAGCUGGAUGAAAAGCACAAGCAUUUGAUCUCAUCACUUGGAGAAUUUCCAGAAGCCAUCACUGAGGAAGAUUUGGAGAGCAGCAAAGACAUCACCCUCAGCUUCCAGUCGUUUUCAUAUCCUAAGGCCUUUGAUAAAGAACCAGAACCAAAGCCCUGUGAGAAGCAAGCGUUGAGGCGACCCCAUCUGCUACAAAGAUCAAUAUCUGGUCAAGUUGAACAAGUGUUGGUGACGCAUUUGAAAAACCCUUCUGACUUCAUGGUGCAGAAAUGUUCAAACAUUCAAAAGUUGAAGUCACUGAUGAAGCAGAUAGAGAAUUGGUGUUUGGCUGCAUCAGGCAUUAAAGACAACAUGUUAUUAGAUGUAAAGCUUGACGACUUUGUUUUUGCCCAGUACUCCUUGGACAAUAACUGGUACCGUGCACGGGUGAAGAGGGUUGAGACUGUCAUUGAUGAUGUGCAGAAGGCUUAUGUCAAAGUAGUGGAGGUUUUCUAUGUUGAUUAUGGAAAUUCAGAGAUAUUACAUAUAAACAAGUUAUUGCUGCCACCAGUGAAGUUCUUCAAAGAACCAGAAUAUGCCAUCAAAUGCUGUCUAUCAAACAUCACUUCAGUUUCUCAGGACGAUGUUUGGUCUGCUGAGGCCAUCAAGGUGUUUGCUACAAUAGUUCAUUCCAAAAUACUGACCAUGACCGUAUUGAAAGAGCAACACGGUGUUUGGUACUGCAAUCUAUGCACACCCCCUAACAAUCAUAUUCGAGACGACAUCCCCACAUCAUUGCAAGAUGCCCUGGUUUUCCUUGGUUUUGCAAAAUAUGAGGCCAGUGAAACUUCGCUGCUUCAUAAAGAUGCAACAAGUCGUGAUUACCCUUCCGCUGAACGGAGAUUCGUUUCAGAGACGCUUGAAGUGAUGGUCACUCAUGCAGAAAAUCCUCUGCAUUUCUACAUUCAAAAAAUGGGCAUUGAAUACCAAUACUUGGCUGUGUCUAUGGAAGACAUGCAGACUAUUUACCAAGCAGACACCAAAGAUCUCUGGGUGAUUUACUGUCCAGUUAAAGACCUGGUGUGUGCUUGUCAAUGUCCUAGCGAUAACAUGUGGUACCGAGCUAAAGUUAUUGAUGCACCAGGUGAGCAAAUGGUCAAUGUUUGUUAUGUAGACUAUGGAAAUACAGAGAUAGUCUCGUACAGAAAUCUCCGCAAGUUGCUGGAUAAGUUUAUCAUGUUACCCAUUCAGGCGAAACUUUGUAAAUUGGCGUACGUAGAACCACUGGAUUCCAAGGAAGACUGGACCAUGGGAACCAAUUGGUUAGUUGAAAAUUUUCUUCUGAAAGAAUGUCUUAUCGAAGUUGUUGCUGUCCAUGAUUCCUAUACAGAAGUGGUCCUACAGCAUACGGAGUCGAAUUUGAUUGUCAACGAAGCUAUCGUAGAAUUGGGAUAUGCUAAGAAGUCUGCAACAGCACCUGACAAAAUACCUCCGAUCUACCUCAGAAGUUGCGAAAGUCCCAGUAUUAAUGGAUCCUUAUCACCUGAACCCUCCGUAGAGAAGCAGAACAACAACCUGUCUAGUAUCAAUCCAGUACAGCCCCCAGGGGACCAGAAGAGUCCUCCCAUAACACUGUCAGAAUCUCAAAUUGAAGUUACCAUCAGUGUAUUCCGUAGUUUGUCAGAGUUUUAUCUGCACACUGUAGAAAACCACACGAAACUGACAAGUCUGAUGGAGUCCCUAGAAGAGUAUUAUAACAAUUCCGAGGCUGAACCUGGCGUCACAGGUACAAUAGGUGGUGAUUAUGCUAUUUAUUAUCCAGUGGAAGAUAAACCAUUCAGCUGGUAUCGAGCCAGAGUUCACGACAUCCUGCACAGCAAUUUAAUACAGGUUUUCUUCGUAGAUUUUGGCAACACAGAAAUUGUUCAGGUAUCAAACAUCCGUAUGUUAGCCACUAAUUUUAUGGUGAAUUCUUCCUAUGCCAUGAAGUGCCAUCUGUCUGGCUACAUCCCAGCUGGUGACAAGAAGGAAUGGUCACAGACAGCUUGUGAGUUUGCUAUUGAAGAAUUAAAAGGCAAACGCUAUUAUGUUGUUAAGAAGGAAGAAAUUGUCAAUGGUUCCCUACCUGUAGAUCUCCUCAUAGAAAACUUCACUGCAGAAACGGCCCUGGAACCUGCAUCUAGAGAUUAUUACAGUCUUGGGAAGAAAUUACAAGAAAAUGGAUUGGCCAUACCCACAAGAAAAUUACAAACGAACUCUAGUCCUUCUGUGACUUCAAAUAGUGAAGACGUAAAAUGCCUGAAGCGACCCCCUGACAUUCACUUCAAGGAUUGCCCUUUGCCCUCAGACAACGUAAUUUAUGUUGUCCCCACUUACAUCGAUGACGAUGGGACCAUAUUUGCUCACGAAUGUCACAAAGAUGAGACGUCCCCAUUGGAAGAACUAAACAAGUUGCUCUAUGCUCACUAUCCUAACUGCCUUACACAGCACAUAGAACCGAUUUGCUGGGAGAUUGGUGAUUCCUGCCUCUGUUUCUAUGAAGCUGAGAAAGUCUGGGCCCGUGCCACAAUAUUAGCUGUGCAAGAAUUAAUCAAGGUUCGUUACAUUGACUAUGGAAACCACGACAUGGUUUCACUGAACAAACUGCGGCCUGAUAUUGAACCCGUUGCACAUUUACCUCCCCUCUGUCUUCACAUCAAACUUCAUGGCAUCGUUCCGGUUUCUGGCAAAUGGACCUCAAAUAUCUUGGACGUCAUGCAUAACAUCAUUGUUGGAAAGCUGUGUGGAAUUCAGCAAAUGUCAUCAAAAGAAAACGGAACAUGUGAGGUUCGUUUGAUAGAUCCAGACGGUCAAGAACUGGGAGAACUUCUCUGUGAUAAAAAGUACACUUACCAAAAAUACAGUCUCACUUUCUUGGAAGAACAAAGCGAAAAGAUUGCACAUAUGUUGCAGACAUGCAAUCCAUUCAAGAACAUGAAGUUCACUUUUAACAAGUCUAUUCCUGUUUUAGUGACACAUGUCGAACUACCAAAUGUGAUAUAUUUCCAAAAUUCCCAAAGGUCCAGCAGUGAUGAGGAAAGUCGUCGGAUUAACUCGCAGCUUCUCCAGCUCGAAGAGAUGUCAGUUGAACUCAACGAAUAUGCGCUUUCUGCUCCUCCGAUUAAAAAGACGGUUGUUGGUAAAGCAUGUUGCUGUCAGUUUACAGUGGAUGACUGUUGGUACCGAAGUGUUAUUGCUGAUGUUAAACAGACUGAUAUGUUGGUUCUCUAUGUUGACUAUGGGACGUCGGAAUAUAUCGAUAAGUCAAGGAUUCGGGAAAUCUCACAGAAGUUUCUAAAGUUACCCUCACAGGCUGUGCGCUGCGUUGUGAAGGGCAUGAAACCCUCAGAUGAAUCACAUCAAUGGACCGAGGAAGCAAUGAAGGCUGUUAUUGAUUCUGUCGUUAACAAAGAACUUGAUGCAGUUUUACAGAAAACUCAACGGCCUUGGCUUGAAGUUCAGCUGUAUGACCCGGCUGCAGAAUCUGCCCUUGCUUACCAAAGUGUUAUAGAUUCUGAACUUGUAAGCUGCGAAAGGGACUCCCCAUAAGGAAUUCUCUCUUGUAAGGUGGGGGGGGGGGAGUCACAUUUGGAUUAAAAUGUCAAACAGUUCUUCCCUAUAAAGGAAAACAGUUUCAGAAUUCAAAAUAAAAUAAAAUAAAACAUCAAGCAAAAAGUUUCCCGAAAAGUAACCCAAAAAGAAUACGAAAUGAGAGGGAAAGAAAUUUCAUUCAAUUCGGAUCUUUAACUUUCUCUGACAACAUUUCUGGAGAGAAGUGUUCACUUCUGAACUGGCAGAGAGAAUGGUAUUUGUUGUAUAUUUAUUUUCAAUUUUAUUUUGUUUAAUUUGAAACAAUGAAAGUUAAAGAUCGAUGCAGUAUUAUUAAGAGGGAUUAACCACUAAUCUGACAUAAUAAAAUAAAGAGUUUGUUUUAUAUUGAAGAGAGCGAGAAAGAGAGAGACCAUUGGCAGUGAAUCCAUCAUCCCUUAAUGCUAAUUCUCAAUGUUUAGAAGGGUUUCUUUCUCCUUCCUUUCGAGAAAAGGAACCACUUCACAAGUCAAAAACUGGCGUUUCAUUACACGAUUACACUCUGUCUUCCAGAUCCUAAUAUUGUUGUAUAAACUCAUUUCAUCCCUAAUUGACUAAGCCUGUGAUCAAAGAGGAUCUUAAAGAGAUUAAGACGUGAUAAUACGAUAGUAAAACACGAAGCUUGGCCAUUGAAGUCUCCACUGUAAAGGGAGAUAACUUUGAAUUUUUUUUUU
Molecule: messenger RNA, 5547 nt
Organism: Octopus sinensis (East Asian common octopus)
Lineage: Eukaryota; Metazoa; Mollusca; Cephalopoda; Octopoda; Octopodidae
Product: RING finger protein 17
Exons: 41
Coding region: 158-4834 (1558 amino acids)
Molecular function (GO): zinc ion binding
Source: RefSeq, a predicted model, not a curated record